Molecule: messenger RNA, 12055 nt
Organism: Budorcas taxicolor (takin)
Lineage: Eukaryota; Metazoa; Chordata; Mammalia; Artiodactyla; Bovidae
Gene: EP400
Product: E1A binding protein p400
Exons: 53
Coding region: 99-9383 (3094 amino acids)
Molecular function (GO): ATP binding; ATP-dependent chromatin remodeler activity
Source: RefSeq, a predicted model, not a curated record
GCGCUGUCUGGGCCCGGACCCCAGCCCCAGCCCCAGAGCUGAGGAACGCGGCCCACACUCGGGGAGAACGUUAAGUUGGAUAAAAGAGGAGUGCGAUCAUGCACCAUGGCAGCGGCCCUCAGAAUGUCCAGCACCAGCUGCAGAGGUCAAGGGCCUUCGCCGGCAGCGAAGGAGAAGAGCAGCAGGCCCAUCCCAACCCCCCUCAGUCCCCUGCCACGCCCUUCGCCCCGGCGGUGAGCCCAUCUGCACCCCAGUCCCCCGGUUACCAAGUUUCACAGCUGAUGAAUCGGAGUCCUGUGGCCGGGCAGAACGUGAAUAUCACCCUUCAGAAUGUGGGGCCGGUGGUGGGCGGAAACCCCCAGAUCACGCUGGCUCCCCUGCCGCUGCCCAGCCCCACUUCUCCAGGAUUCCAGUUCAGCGCGCAGCAGAGGCGGUUUGAGCACGGGUCUCCGUCAUACAUCCAGGUCACCUCGCCGCUGUCGCAGCAGGUGCAGACUCAGAGCCCCACCCAGCCCAGCCCCGGGCCAGGGCCGGGCCUGCAGAGCGUGCGGGCAGGUGCCCCCGGCCCCGGCCUGGGUCUCUGCAGCAGCAGUCCCACCGGGGGCUUUGUGGAUGCCAGCAUGCUGGUGAGGCAGAUCAGCCUGAGCCCGUCCAGCGGCGGCCACUUCGUGUUCCAGGAGGGCUCGGGCCUGGCGCAGAUGGCCCCGGGCACCCAGGUUCAGCUGCAGCAUGCGGGGGCGCCCAUCACGGUCAGCAGAGAACGGAGACUCUCACAGCCCCACGCGCAGUCUGGGGGUACUGUCCACCACCUGGGGCCUCAGAGCCCCGCGGCCGCGGGCGGGGCAGGCCUGCAGCCUUUGUCCAGCCCCGGCCAUAUCACCACGACGAGCUUGCCACCCCAGAUCAGCAGCAUCAUCCAGGGGCAGCUGAUCCAGCAGCAGCAGGUGCUGCAGGGGCCACCACUGACCAGACCUCUGCUCCCUGGGGUUGGGGUCGGGGUCGGGGGGACUUCGGCGUUUGGGAUGACGUCCCCACCGCCCCCCACCAGCCCUUCCAGGACCGCAGUGCCCCCGGGCCUCUCCAGCCUUCCCCUCUCGUCUGCGGGGAGCACAGGCGUGAGGAAGGCUCCCAGAAAGUUGGAGGAGAUCCCCCCGGCCUCCCAGGAGCUGGCUCAGAUGAGGAAGCAGUGCCUGGACUAUCACUACAGGGAGAUGGAGGCGCUGAAGGAGGCCUUCAAGGAGUACUUGAUCGAACUGUUCUUCCUGCAGCACCUUCAAGGGAACAUGAUGGAUUUCUUAGCGUUUAAGAAGAAACAUUAUGCCCCUUUACAAGCUUAUCUUAGGCAGAAUGAUUUGGACCUUGAAGAAGAGGAUGAGGAGGAGGAGGAGGAAGAAGAGAAGUCUGAGGUUAUCAAUGAUGAGCAAGCCCUUGCAGGGACCCUGGUGGCAGGAGCCGGAAGUGCGAUUGAAACGGAUCCCUUUAAGAGACAGCAGGCGGGACCCCCGGCAGAGCAGUCUAAGAGACCUCGACUUGAAGUGGGUCACCAAGGGGUAGUUUUCCAGCACCCAGGGGUGAAUACAGGAGUUCCUCUCCAGCAGUUAAUGCCGACAGUUCAAGGAGGAAUGCCUCCUGCCCCGCAGGCCGCUCAGCUCGCCGGCCAGAAGCAGAGCCAGCAGCAGUACGACCCCUCUACUGGGCCCCCGGUGCAGAAUGCCGCCAGCCUGCACACGCCUCCGCCGCAGCUGCCCACCAGGCUGCCCCCGGCCGGCCUCCCCGCCACACCACUGCCCCCCGCGCUGCAGUUCCCCCCGCAGCCGCAGAUGGCGGAGCCCCAGACCCAGCUCCCAGUCCCCAUGAAGACGCAGCCACCCAACGCUCCGGUCCCCGCGCCCCCGCCCGGUCAACUCUCCACAGCUCCCCCGCAGCCCACGCCACCCACCCUCCACAUCCCGAUGCCCGGGAAGGCGCAGAUGCAGGCCCCUCCACUCCCGGCCCAGCCACAGACGGUGGCACCGACCAGACCGCCCGUGGACCCCACCCAGUCCUGCCUGCGGCCCCCGCCCUCCACCUCUACUACCUCGACUGUUGCCCCCGCCAGCGGCUCAGGCCUGGGACCUUCACCUGCACGCGCCUCCCCAGUGAAUAGACCCUCCUUGGCAACCAACAAGUCACUGUCUCCGGUCACCUCCCGCGCUCCGUGGGGAGCCGUGUCGGCACCCCCGAAACCACAGAGCCCAGCUCAGAAUGCUGCCCCACCCCAGGACAGUUCUCAGGAUAAGCUGGCAGAACAAAUAGCCUUGGAAAACCAGAUCCAUCAGCGCAUAGCAGAUUUAAGGAAGGAAGGCCUGUGGUCCCUCCGACGGCUGCCCAAACUUCAGGAGGCCCCGCGGCCCAAAUCACACUGGGACUACCUGCUGGAGGAGAUGCAGUGGAUGGCCACGGACUUCGCCCAGGAGAGGAGGUGGAAGGUGGCCGCUGCUAAGAAGCUUGUCAGAACUGUAGCUCGUCAUCAUGAAGAGAAGAAGCUUCGGGAGGAAAGGGGGAAGAAAGAAGAACAGAACCGAUUGAGGCGAAUAGCUGCCUCAACUGCUAGAGAAAUAGAGUACUUUUGGUCAAAUAUUGAACAGGUCGUGGAAAUAAAACUACAAGUAGAAUUAGAAGAAAAAAGGAAAAAGGCUUUAAAUUUACAGAAAGUUUCCCGGAAAGGAAAAGAGUUGAGACCUAAGGGACUUGAUGUACUACCGGAAAACUUUCUGGAUUCGGGAAUAUCUGGAAGAAAAAGAAAAGCGAGCACGUCUUUAACCGAUGACGAAGUGGAAGAUGAAGAGGAGACGAUUGAGGAGGAAGAAGCGAAUGAAGGGGUCGUGGAUCACCAAACAGAGCUGUCUAAUCUAGCCAAAGAAGCUGAAUUACCAUUGAUCGAUUUAAUGAAGUUGUAUGAAGGUGCCUUUCUGCCAAAUUUCCAGUGGCCCCAACCUAAGCCUGACAGUGAGGAGACAAGUGAAGAAGAAGACAUGGAAGACUGCCCAGGGGACCGCGAGAGCCGGAAGGACGUGGUUCUCAUUGACUCGCUCUUCAUCAUGGACCAGUUUAAAGCUGCAGAGAGAGUGAUUGUCGGGAAGCCUCAUACCAGGGACAUCGCAGAAGUGACUGCUGUGGCUGAAGCCAUCCUGCCCAAGGGCAGUGCUCGGAUCAGCACCGCGGUGAAGUUGAAUGCCCCGGCCCUGCUGUACGGUGCCCUCAGGGAUUACCAGAAGAUCGGCCUGGACUGGCUGGCCAAGCUCUACCGCAAGAACCUCAAUGGCAUAUUGGCAGAUGAAGCUGGGCUUGGGAAAACAGUGCAGAUCAUUGCCUUCUUUGCUCACCUAGCCUGUAAUGAAGGCAACUGGGGCCCUCACCUUGUUGUGGUGAGGAGCUGCAACAUACUCAAGUGGGAGCUCGAGUUGAAGCGUUGGUGUCCGGGGCUCAAAACGCUCUUGUAUGUUGGCAGCCAUAGAGAACUCAAGGCAAAGAGACAGGAGUGGACGGAGCCCAACAGCUUCAACAUCUGCAUCACAUCCUACAAGCAGUUCUUCAAGGGCUUUGCGUCCUUCACGCGGGUGCGCUGGAAGUGCCUGGUCAUCGAUGAGAUGCAGCGCGUGAAGGGCAUGACCGAGAGGCACUGGGAGGCCGUGUUCACCCUGCAGAGCCAGCAGCGUCUGCUCCUCAUCGACGCGCCCCUGCACAACACCUUCCUGGAGUUGUGGACCAUGGUGCACUUCCUCAUCCCCGGCAUCUCCAGGCCCUACCUGCACUUCCCCCUGAAGGCCCCCAACGAGGAGAACCAGGACUACUACCACAAAGUGGUCAUCCGGCUGCACCGGGUGACACAGCCCUUCAUUUUGCGGAGAACUAAGAGAGACGUAGAGAAGCAGCUGACGAAGAAAUACGAGCAUGUCCUCAAGUGCCGCCUCUCCAAUCGACAGAAGGCCUUGUACGAGGAUGUCAUCCUGCAGCCGGGGACCCAGGAAGCGCUGAAGAGCGGGCACUUUGUGGACGUGCUGAGCAUCCUCCUGAGGCUGCAGCGGAUCUGCAACCAUCCUGGGCUGGUGGCACCCCGGCUCCCGGAGUCCUCCUACACUGCAGGGCCGCUGCAGUACCGCUCCGCCUCACUCGUCCUGAAGGCGCUCGACAGAGACUUCUGGAAGGAAACAGACCUUUCUAUAUUUGAUCUUCUUGGCUUAGAAAGUAAAAUGACUCGCCAUGAGGCAGAACUGCUGGGUAAGAAGAAGGUGACGCGGAAACUCUUUGAGGAGCUGUUCACUGCGCCGCCACCGUCAAGCAGGCCGGCGGCCGUCAGACUGAAGCCCAGCAGGUUGUUCCAGCCUGUGCAGUACGGCCAGAAGCCUGAGGGCCGCACCGUGGCUUUCCCCAACACACACCCCCCCCGGACGGCCACCCCUGCCACAGCCACGGCCACACCACAGGGCCAUGUUCGAGGACGGCCACCCAUUGCCACGUUCUCUGCAAAUCCGGAUGCAAAAGCGGCAGCAGCCCCGUUUCAGACCUCUCAGGCCUCCACCGGUGCUCCGAGACACCAGCCUACCUCGACCUUCAGCACAGCACCUAGCCCAGCCCAUCCUGCGAAACUGCGGGCUCAGACCACUGUCCCGGCCUCCGCCCCGGGCCCACCCCAGCCCCAGCCCCAGGCCCCCUCGCACCCGGCCGGGCAGAGUGCGCUGCCUCAGGGGCUGGUGCUCACCUCGCAGGCCCAGGCGCGCCUGCCGAGUGGGGAGGUGGUCAAAAUAGCCCAACUGGCUUCCCUCGCAGGCCCGCCGAGCCGAGUCGCCCAACCAGAGACCCCCGUGACACUGCAGUUCCAAGGCAACAAGUUCACCUUGUCGCACAGCCAGCUUCGGCAGCUCACGGCCGGCCAGCCCCUACAGCUCCAAGGCAGUGUGCUCCAGAUUGUGUCGGCGCCUGGGCAGUCCUACCUGCGCCCUCCUGGCCCUGUGGUGAUGCAGACCGUGUCUCAGGCGGGGGCCCUGAAUGCCCUGGGAAGCAAGCCUCCAGCUAGUGGCCCAAGCCCCACGCCUGUGACCCCGCCAGUGGGUGUGCCUGGUCGAGUGGCAGUCAGUCCCCUGGCUGCAGGAGAACCCGGAGCGGCCUCCAAACCAGCUUCUCCUGUCGCUGGCCCCACCCAGGAGGAGAAGAGCAGACUUCUGAAAGAGCGGCUGGACCAGAUUUAUUUCGUCAAUGAACGGCGCUGCUCCCGCUCUCCCAUCUAUGGCAGAGACUUGUUGGGGGUUUGUUCCCUGCCUGGCAGAGAGCAGGUGCCCUGGUUCAGGGCUUCUGACCGUGGUCACGGGAAGGGGGCUAGGCCUGCAAGCAGGUACACAUCGCCCUCGAAAAGUCACAGGGACCUGAUUUUGACGCUGACUCAACGUCAAGAAUCCCUCCAGGAUGUCAUCGACAGAGUGGUGUGCGUGAUCCCGCCGGUGGUGGCCGCGCCUCCGCACUUGUGGGUGGCGAGGCCGCCCUCCCUCUACAGCCACAGGAUGCGGCUCUUCCGGCACUGCCUGCGGGAGCACACAGCGCCCUACGCGCAGCAGCUGCAGCGGAUGACAGCUCUGCACUCGCUGCGGUUCCCUGAGCUGAGGCUGGUCCAGUUUGACUCAGGAAAGCUGGAGGCCUUAGCCAUCUUACUUCAGAAGCUGAAGUCUGAAGGACGCCGAGUGCUGAUCUUAUCACAGAUGGUUCUCAUGUUGGACAUCUUAGAAAUGUUCUUGAACUUCCAUUAUCUCACCUACAUAAGAAUUGAUGAAAACGCCAACAGUGAACAACGGCAGGAACUGAUGAGGAGUUUCAACCGAGACCGGCGCAUCUUCUGUGCCCUCCUCUCCACACACAGCCGCGCCACGGGUGUGAGCCUGGUGGAGGCAGAUGCUGUGGUCUUCUACGAUCACGACCUCAACCCUGUGAUGGACGCCAAGGCCCAGGAGUGGUGCGACCGGAUAGGGCGGCGCAAGGACGUGCACAUAUACAGGCUCGUGAGUGGCAAUUCCAUUGAAGAGAAGUUGUUGAAAAAUGGCACCAAAGAUCUGAUCCGAGAAGUGGCUGCUCAGGGAAACGACUACUCCAUGGCGUUCCUCACGCAGCGGACGAUCCAGGAGCUGUUUGAGGUUUAUCCACCCAUGGAUGAUACUGGCUUCCCGGUGAAGGCCGAGGAGUUUGUCGUCCUUUCUCAGGAACCUUCUGUCACAGAAACCAUCGCACCCAAAAUUGCAAGACCUUUCAUAGAGGCCCUCAAGAGCAUCGAGUACCUGGAGGAGGAGGAUGCCCAGCAGCCGGCUGAGGAGGCCAUGCCCGGGUCGCCUGACUCCAGCGGUUCCAGGUGGGGCGAGGAGCCCUCGCAGCUGGAGGAGUUAGCGGACUUCAUGGGGCAGCUCACACCAAUUGAAAAAUAUGCUUUGAAUUACCUGGAAUUAUUCCAUACUUCCAUUGAUCAAGAAAAGGAGAGAAGUAGUGAGGGUGCCGUGAUGGCUGCUGUGCGUGAGUGGGAGGCCCGGAACGCACGGAGCCUGCGGGAGCAGGAGGCCAGGGCACGGCUGGAGCAGGAGCAGGAGCAGCUCCUCACCUACACCCGGGAGGACGCCUACAGUGCGGAGUUUGUGUGUGAGGGUGCCGAUGGGCAGACGGAGGUCAUGCCGCUCUGGACGCCACCCACACCCCCCCAGGACGACAACGACAUCUACAUCGACUCGGUCAUGUGUCUUAUGUACGAAACCACGCCCAUCCCUGAGUCCAAGCUGCCGCCUGUGUAUGUGAGAAAGGAGCGCCGCCGACACAAGACGGACCCCUCAGCCGCAGGCAGGAAGAAGAAGCAGCGGCAUGGGGAGGCCGUGGUGCCUCCACGGUCACUGUUUGACCGCACGACCCCCGGCAUGUUGAAGAUCCGCCGGGAGGGCAAGGAGCAGAAGAAGAACAUUCUGCUGAAGCAGCAGACGCAGUUCGCCAAGCCUCUGCCAACUUUUGCCAAACCGACCACGGAGUCCGGCCCCGACAACCCUGAGUGGCUCAUCAGCGAGGACUGGGCGCUGCUGCAGGCCGUGAAGCAGCUGCUUGAGCUGCCUUUGAACCUCACAAUUGUGUCCCCGGCCCACACGCCCAACUGGGACCUGGUCAGCGACGUCGUCAACUCCUGCAGCCGCAUCUACCGCUCCUCCAAGCAGUGCCGGAACCGCUACGAGAAUGUGCUCAUCCCCAGGGAGGAGGGCAAGAGUAAGAACAACCGUCCUCUGCGCACAGGCCAGAUGUACGCCCAGGACGAGAAUGCCACACACACCCAGCUGUACACGAGCCACUUUGACCUGAUGAAGAUGACUGCCGGGAAAAGGAGCCCCCCCAUCAAGCCCCUGCUUGGCAUGAAUCCCUUUCAGAAAAACCCCAAGCAUGCUUCUGUAUUGGCGGAAAGUGGCAUCAACUACGACAAACCCCUGCCUCCUAUUCAGGUCGCGUCCCUCCGGGCAGAGCGCAUUGCCAAGGAGAAAAAGGCACUGGCCGACCAGCAGAAGGCACAGCAGCCGCCUGUGACACAGCCCCCACCACCCCCGCCUCAGCCGCAGCCCCCGCCACCCCAGCAGCCGCCUCCACCUCUGCCCCAGCCCUCAGCAGCAGGCAGCCAGCAGCCCCCGGGGCCGCCUGCCGUCCAGCCCCAGGCUCAGGCACAGCCCCCUGCACAGCCCGCGCCACCCCCACCAAAGGCGCCCCCUGCGAUCACGACGGUGGGCAGUGCUGCAGUGCUGGCAGGAGCCAUCAAAACGUCCGUCACAGGGACGAGCAUGCCCGCGGGCACCGUGAGUGGAAAUGUGAUCGUGAACACCAUCGCUGGCGUCCCUGCCGCCACCUUCCAGUCCAUUAACAAGCGUCUGGCUUCGCCCGUGGCUCCUGGAGCCUUAACCACCUCGGGAGGCUCUGCUCCUGCCCAGGUGGUCCACACCCAGCCUCGAGCAGUUGGUUCCCCAGCCACGGCCACAUCCGACCUGGUGUCACUGGCACCGACUCAGGGUGUUCGAGCGGUCACCUCAGUGACGGCCUCGGCUGUGGUCACUACCAGCCUGACCCCCGUGCAGACCCCGACCCGGUCUUUGGUGACUCAGGUGUCCCAAGCCACAGGGGUCCAGCUCCCGGGGAAAACCAUCACGCCCGCACACUUCCAGCUCCUUCGGCAGCAGCAGCAGCAGCAACAACAGCAGCAGCAGCAGCAGCAGCAGCAGCAGCAGCAGGCCUCUCAGGUGCAGGUCCCACAGAUCCAAGGCCAGGCCCAGUCACCAGCACAGAUCAAGGCUGUGGGCAAGUUGACACCGGAACACCUGAUCAAAAUGCAGAAGCAGAAACUGCAGCUGCCCCAGCAGGCGCCCCCAGCACAGGCCCCAGCGGGGCCCCCGCAGCCAGCGGCUCAAGUGCAGGUGCAGCCCCCGCAGCCCACGCAGCAGCAGAGCCCCCAGCUCACCACGGUCACGGCCCCGAGGCCCGGCGCCCUGCUCACGGGCACCACCGUGGCCAACCUCCAGGUGGCCCGGCUCACCCGGGUCCCCACUUCACAGCUGCAGGCGCAAGGGCAGAUGCAGGCCCCAGCGCCCCAGCCGGCCCAGGUGGCACUGGCGAAGCCCCCGGUGGUGUCAGUGCCAGCAGCUGUGGUCUCCUCGCCGGGCGUCACGACCCUGCCCAUGAACGUUGCUGGGAUCAGUGUGGCCAUCGGGCAGCCGCAGAAAGCCGCAGGACAGACUGUCGUGGCCCAGCCCGUGCACGUCCAGCAGCUGCUGAAGCUCAAGCAGCAAGCCGUCCAGCAGCAGAAGGCCAUCCAGCCACAGGCUGCCCCAGGCCCUGCCGCUGUCCAGCAGAAGAUCACAGCACAGCAGAUUGCUGCUCAGGGCCAACCGCAGAAGGUCACCUACGCCACCCAGCCAGCCCUUAAAACCCAGUUUCUCACCACACCCAUCUCCCAGGCCCAGAAACUGGCCGGGACCCAGCAGGUGCAGACGCAGAUCCAGGUUGCAAAACUCCCUCAAGUCGUCCAACAGCAGACACCUGUGGCCAGCAUCCAGCAGGUCGCCUCUGCUUCCCAACAGGCUUCCCCACAGACUGUGACUCUCACCCAGGCGACAGCUGCUGGGCAGCAGGUCCAGAUGAUCCCUGCGGUGACAGCGACAGCACAGGUGGUGCAGCAGAAGCUCAUGCAGCAGCAAGUGGUGACCACAGCGGCCGCCCAGCUGCAGACCCCUGGCGUCCCCACCCCUGCCCAGGUGCCAGCCACCUCCGACAGCCCAAGCCAGCAGCCCAAGCUCCAGAUGAGGGUCCCUGCCGUCAGGUUAAAGACGCCCACCAAGCCUCCGUGCCCCUAGUUGGGACAGAGGGGCAGCCCCAGGCGGGCUACCUGUGUGUCGCACCGUCCCACCAAGAUGGGAUAGACUUUAUUUACUGAACCCUGGGACUGGGUCCUGUGGGAUGUUCGGCACCUGGAGCAGCAGUCCUCAGCGAACACCCUUUCUGUGUUAUGUAACUGGUUGAAAAAGUGACAGUGGCAGUUUUUCCUGGAUGUUUGACCUUUAGUUUCUCCUCCAGAGCAAUAGUGCUGGGUCUUGAAAGCCAACUAGAAUUUCUCUGUUAGUGUACAGUGUUUUGCACAUUGCAAGCAGCCGUUUGGAAGGUGCAGUGAGUCAUGAAGUAGAGCAUAUGAAGCUAAAACGUGGUCUGACAGCAUCUGCCUCUGUUUGGUUCUUUAUUCCUAUUUGAAAACCCAGUAUGGGAGGAGAAAAACUGUCUAAUAUCUAAGGUAGGUCAUCUCAGAGAAAACCAGUGUGGUUUUUUCCCUCCUUCCUAAAAUGUGACUUGUUUGGACCCUUAAAGGAGAGGCUUAGUACUGAUACACAUUGAAGCACGUUCAUAACGUGUCCCCAGCUGGUGUUGAAGGGAAGUGACCUGAGGUUGAAUUUUCAUUCCAAAGAGCACAGGUGUGGCUUCCCCUAGAGUGACCAGUUUCCAUGUAAACGGAACCUUUGGGACUGUUCCCAUCCCAGUACAUCCACAGUAUUUUCCCAGGUUUUGGAUAAACUUGUAAUUGGACUUAGAGUAUUGAGGCAGCUCCUGAAGAUUUUGUGAGGCUCCCAUCUGGGAGUGGUUCAGGGCCCAGAGUGCUGUGCAAGGGUUGUCACAUUGCAGAGUGCACUGCUGAGUGCAGGGUGGGGCAAGACGCCCACUGAGGGCAGGUAGCCUGCGUUGCCCCUUUGCUCUCAUGCCCAGCCCAAGCGUGACCUGCGGAGGUGAGAAGUCUCUGUGUACAGGUGGUGUGUUUAUGCACCUACAAAUAUAAUCUACAGAAAUGGAUGUGGUGGCAUCUUCAUACUAGACUUGUCAUGUCUCAUUUGUGAGUAGAUCGGCUGCUUGGGUUUCUGCCUAAAGCAGGGAGCUGUCCAAGCUCUGGGGUGGCAGCCCCAUGGUUGAGGGGCAGAGAGGUGGCCCUGUGUUUGCUGCUUUUAGGUUUUUUUUUUUUCCACUGUGGCAACUGCAGUGGACUUGAUUGGGUGGUGAUGUCUGCUUACCUGGAAGUGUCCACCCAAGGAAAAGGCACAUGUCUGAUGACACCCUCUCUGCUCUGUCUCUGUGCAUAUUUUACAGUUUGGGUCCUGGAGAUCAGGUUGUGUGAGGUCUCUGUGUACUAAAGAACAGUUCUAGCAUACCAAGAGAUUUUUCAUUUUGACCAAUGUUUCCUCCCCCUUUACAUCACUUUUUAUGACAAAAAGGAAAGUGUUCUGUCCUGAAUCUUCCUUAUUUCCCAUCAAUUUAUGUGGACAGUAAUAUGGCAAUUGAUACCUUAGUGAAGCCAACUAAGCAGCUCAUUUUUGCCUUCUUGGCAUGAAAUUUGGAAAAAAGUUAAAAUCAGGUGUUGAAAGUGGGAGGGAUUUAACAUUUCAAUAAAUUGAACAACCAAAACAGAACACUGUAAUACCAAACCACACCGAACAGAACACUUCUGACUUGUUCAUUGUGCUUUGGCACCUGCUGUGAUGAGAGAGUACUGCGUGCAGGAAAUACUUCAUAGCUGGGUGCUGAGGAGAGUUUCUACAGUUUUUUUAAUCCUCAAAUGUGCAGAGCUAAAAAGGAAUUCUCCUUUUCAGCUUAUUUUAGUUUGUGCAGCCGAUGGUUUUGUUCUUUCAUGGAGUGUUGACGGUCUCUUUGUAGAUGGUGGUGAAAUGUUGAGUGUUUAGAAUAUCCUAGAAAUAGCUGCCUGAAUAGAAGUCCUCUAUUAAUCUAGAACACUAGAAGAGAAAUUUAGAAAAGUCUCUCAAAAGCCUUCUGAGAGAACAGAACUGGAGUCUGAAUAUUUGCAGUGUGGAACUCCUGCCCUGUCUUACCAUGUGAGUGAAAGAAGUUGUUUCCUUCGCAAUUCCCUGUCUCAAGAUAUGGGAGAGAAAAUAGUUUUAUUGGUCUCACUCAAUUUAGUUAACAUCUAGAUGUCGCCACUGACCUCAUAGUCUUCAGUAGUGUCAUUUGUAGGUAAAAGUUCCAGUGUAUUGUUUUCUUGACCUUCUGUUUUAAAGGUUAAACUUUCCAUAUUUAAGUGUGAGUUUAGGGUGGUGUUUUCCAGGUUUCCUCAGAUUGAUACUGUUGGCAGAAUCCCAUAUUACCUUGCAGAACAGGGUCCCCACCCCCGCCCCACAGUGCAGUGGUAAUGACUGAAAGAAAUCUUCAGAACAUAAAAUAUAAAGACAGCAGCCAAACACUGUCAAACUGGAAUUGGCCAUCACGGAAAUCAGUCACGCAGUUUUUCAUUGAUUCAGAGGCAUUUGCUCUAGUAGGGGUUGGGCGGUGGUUAGAGGGCUGGGGGAAGCAGGAGACUGAAGUGAGCCUCUUCAGGCAGAGGCUUUCCCUUUUGCCACCUUCAGGAUUUUUCGUUAACUGUUGUGUCCAGAUAGCUGUUGUGUUUUAAAAUAUAAAGAAAGAAGACUGAAAUUGUAAAUACUUUGUAAACAUAAUCAUUUGUACUUGAAUAGUAGGGUUUUAAAGGGCACUGAUA